Molecule: messenger RNA, 2395 nt
Organism: Hydractinia symbiolongicarpus
Lineage: Eukaryota; Metazoa; Cnidaria; Hydrozoa; Anthoathecata; Hydractiniidae
Exons: 4
Coding region: 163-2217 (684 amino acids)
Source: RefSeq, a predicted model, not a curated record
CUAAUCAUGUCAAAAUAAACUUUAAAAUGCAGUAUUUUACAUGACACCGACUUUACGUCAUGGCGUAAUUGCGAUGAAACAUACAGUUUAUUUAGUGUUGUUUAUUGUUGUGAAUAUUUUUAAAUAUUACAGGAUUCAAUCCGGACAACUACAGUAAAAAGAAUGAACAUGAAUCUAAAGUUGAUGUACUUGCUUCUACUUACGUGCAAUGUUAUUCGAACUCAAAAAUGGGUUCAAUCGAUUGACGAAGGCUUGGAACAUUUAAAUGCAGCCGGAAAAAAAUUGGAAAACACGUUGAAAAUAUUUGCUGAACAGGUGCAACGUCAGCAAUCUUAUGAAGAACAACAAAUUCGUUCAGCAGGUAAUUCUGGAUUAAAAAGAAUACGUGAUCGACAUACAGGUUUGAAAAAUUAUCAUCAAGAAUCUCAUAAUGGCUUCUCCGUAGCAGCUAUUCACGACCAUGCUAACUAUGUGCGCACAGUUGGGAUGGGCGAGAUUCAAGCUGUGCUAAACGGUGUAGAGUUCCAAACAAAGCACAACGACUAUAGCUUGCACAAGCCUGCGAAUAACACAAAUUUGCAUGAAACUGAAGAAAUUCCCUUCCCCGAUGUACCACCAUCAGUUAGUGGUACAGUUGUUGAGCAAAUAGCUGAAAUGAGAGAAUGGUUUCGAGCCUUUAAUGAACAAAAUCAUACCAAACGUGACUACAGAAAAUAUUUUAAACCUGUUUUGUGUUACCUUGAAGGCGCGUGGAUGAAUAGUGGUGGGAUUGAUCAAGAUUUGCCAAAUCCGCCAUCAUGGUAUGAGUUGCAAGAUAAUAUAAAAUUUGCUGCCUAUGCUGGGACAAAAAAUGGAAGCGAAAACUUGGCAUGGCUUCCAACAUCUAUUUUUGGGUUCAAUAAUUCCGUACCUAUCUAUGCACAAUUUAACUACAGAACCUUAUGUCAGCCUUUGGGUCGAGAUCUUCCAUUAAAUCGACUACGUGUUGAAAACAAUCUUAGCAGCAUGUCCAUGACGGGGCGAUCUAUUUAUAGACAUCUUUUUUCACGCGCAGCACGGUUUGUCUUGAAUCAGAAAGAUUCGGAUGAAUGGUUUUCAGGACCAACCGGUUUUAAAGCCAACGGUGACAUGGAUGUCAAUACAGACCCACGUGGUUUGUUAGACCUGUUAAUGUCGAAAAUACCUGGAAAAGAUAACUACCCAGGUAAUUUAAAAGAUGAAGGUUUGGAUAGACAUAAAACAACGGUAGCCGAUCCUGCUAACACUGCCUAUUACCACAGGUGGAUAAAAACCACGGAUGUUGAUGAAUCACGCUCCUACUAUAAGUUAAGAGGAUUUUCCGAUAGUUACAUGUUUUCCGCACAGACCACACAAAGUAAAGUGGCCGGGCGUUCAGUUUGCAAACGAAGAGAUUGGAGAAAAAAAUGUGUGCAGCUUUUAAGUCAAAAAUGGAGCUACGCCAUUCCAUUGGAAAUUAUAUAUCUUACGCCUUUAUCUAAAUGGAAUCCCUAUGGACUGAUUAAUCGAGGAGACUCGGUAACGGAAAAUGGACGCACCGGAGCGUGCACAAUGGAUAAAAGCAAAGCUUUAAAUGGGGUCAACAGUAAAAACUACUAUCUCACACCGAAAGAGUUUUUUACAGGCACUCAAAUCGACAAUGACACUGCCGAUACGGUUCGCAAAGCAGACACGUGCGUUCUUGAUCAGAAUAAUAAUACUCGCAUUGUCAAAGCUUCGGGUAUACAUGUACUUUUACCUGAAAUUAAAGGACUGGGUAUAAUUCGCCAACGUUACCCUAUCAUGCCUAUUCAUGGAGAAGGUUCUCCAUUUUGGAAGGAACUGAACGCUUUGAAGCAUUAUUAUACACAUAUGAUUAAAGAAGAGGUGAAAGCCUUAAAAUGGAUUGAAACAUAUGGGUUCCAUCGGGAAAUAGUUUUAGAAGUGCGUGCUUCAAAUGCUCGCACAGGACACCAUGUUCACCGCACCACGUUGGUCACCACCGAUAUUAAAAUGAUGAAAGCAGGGAUGCGGGUCAGUAAAAUAACAUCACGAAGUCAUGGUCACACUCAUUAUAUUAUAAUUAGAUGGGAACCAUUAAAAAAAUGGUUCUAUAUGGAAUAUUGUGAUGGCUAUUGGAAAUGUAGGUUGGAUGACCAUAGCCGUGUGUUGCGUAUUGUUUCCAUUGAUGGUGUAUCUUUUGAUCGUCCGUUAGGGUAAAGGCGAAAGAGUCGCGAUUUCCUUUGUGAAAAAGAAACUUUUUGAAGUGCAUGCACCAACAGAAGUUAUAGUAUAAAUUGCACUUUUUUCUUUUACAGAAAUAUGUUUUAUAAGAGCUGAAUUUGCAAAAAUAGGUCUAUUGUUUAGAACAAUAUGAAAAUAAGACUAAUGGCCAUGA